This is a messenger RNA of Manihot esculenta (cassava), 1879 nucleotides long. RefSeq names its product probable protein phosphatase 2C 42. The transcript has 4 exons. The record is from RefSeq and is a predicted model, not a curated record. Gene Ontology annotation, biological process: protein dephosphorylation. Lineage: Eukaryota; Viridiplantae; Streptophyta; Magnoliopsida; Malpighiales; Euphorbiaceae. Bases 552 to 1676 code for a protein of 374 amino acids. Gene Ontology annotation, molecular function: cation binding; protein serine/threonine phosphatase activity.
AGUAAUUCAUUAAUGGUCUUCUUCAUGCGAGUGGACAGUAACUAGCUAAAAAUUAGUCGGGGCAAGUCACCUAAAGCCAAAGGCUAAAGCUUGAGAGGUGAGAAUCACAGAAAGUGGGAUCCUUUCUAAAGUAUUUCACUUGGCAGGUUAAAAAAAGCGACAGAAAAAGAAUUCCGAGAAAAGAAAAUGCAUAAAAUUAAAGAAAGAAAGCUCAGAGUCAGAGGUAUUGCAAGAACACUUGCCUUUUAGCGUAUAUCAAGUAGAUGGUUAAUGUUAUAUACACACCAGAAUACAAACAAAAGGCAUUACAACACCCAACAAGACUCUUCCCCACACCAUCUCCUCCUUUCUCCUUCUACCCAACAAUGGAGUGACCCUUUUCCUGUCCCUCUACUACCGGGCACAACCCUCCAUCAUCACCACCACCUUUCUCUCUUCUUAUCCUGCAUACCCAUUUUCUUGUCAAAGAUAAAUUGGAUCAUUAUGUCAACUACCGAGAUUGGGAUAUCUUGAGAGAGGAGAUUGGAGUUGGCUUAACUGAGAGAUGUGGGAUGCUUCAGGCAUUGAUGAAUCUGCUUUCUUCAUGCUUUAGGCCGUUUGGGCAUGAGAGCCGCACAAGUGGCAAGUUUGAGUCUGUUGGUAGGGAAGGGAAAGACGGGUUGCUUUGGUAUAAAGAUAUUGGGAGAUAUGGGUCUGGAGAUUUUUCAAUGGCUGUUGUGCAAGCUAAUCAAGUACUCGAGGAUCAGAGCCAGAUCGAAUCUGGAUCCUUUGGGACUUUUGUUGGCGUCUAUGAUGGUCAUGGUGGCCCUGAUGCCUCUCGCUAUGUUUGUGAUCAUUUGUUCAGGAACUUUCAAGCCAUAUCAGCUGAGGCUCAAGGAGUUGUGACUGCUGAGACUAUUCAAAGAGCAUUUCAUGCAACUGAAGAAGGGUUUACUGCUCUUGUGUCUGAGAUAUGGGAUACUUAUCCCCAAAUUGCAACUACUGGAUCUUGCUGUCUAGUUGGAGUCAUAUUUCAGCAGACCCUCUUUGUGGCAAAUUUGGGAGAUUCUCGAGUCGUGUUGGGGAAGAAAGUUGGUAACACUGGAGAAAUUGCUGCUAUUCAGUUAUCAACAGAACAUAAUGCAAACAAUGAGGCUGUCAGGCAGGAACUUAAGGAAUUACAUCCAAAUGAUCCCCAGAUUAUUGUCCUUAAGCAUGGAGUUUGGAGAGUAAAGGGGAUUAUUCAGGUUUCCAGAUCUAUAGGCGACGUGUAUAUGAAGCAUGCAAAGUAUAACAGAGAACCAAUUAAUGCAAAAUUCAGACUCCCUGAACCAAUGAACAUGCCUGUCUUGAGUGCUAAUCCAACAAUCCUUUCUCAUCCUCUCCAUCCAAAUGACUCCUUCCUUAUAUUUGCAUCUGAUGGGCUUUGGGAACACUUGAGUAAUGAAAAAGCUGUGGAUAUUGUCCAUAGUCAUCCACAUGCAGGAAGUGCCAAAAGACUUGUGAAGGCUGCACUCCAAGAAGCAGCAAGAAAAAGGGAGAUGCGAUAUUCAGAUCUUCGUAGGAUUGACAAGAAGGUUCGACGCCAUUUUCAUGAUGAUAUAACAGUCAUUGUUUUAUUCUUAAAUCACGAUCUUGUUUCCAGAGGCACAGUGCAAGACCCUCCACUCUCCAUCCGAAGUGCUCUCGAACACUGAUUGAUUAUUCAAGCUCUUCCUCACAUUCUCUGCUUCUCCUCUGCUCCUCAUCCCAAAAUAUAUAUAUUUGGACGCCAUAGUCUUAUCUAUAUGGAUAUAGAGCUGAACCUCCUCAUUGUGAGAGGCUCAAAAAUUUGUAUGUUCUUUUUUUUUUAAUUAGUUUAGUUUAAUUUGAUUGAAAUCUACUUCAAUUUUAUCUUUCA